AUGCCUGGAAUGAAUAAUUGUGCUAUUGCUGUCUGUACAAAUAAUAAAUUUAAUUCAAUAAAAGAAGGCAAAGAUUUAUCAUUUUUUACAUUCAUCAAAGAAAAGAGAAGAAAAAUUUGGGUACUUAAAUGUAAAUGGGCCAAUCAAUUUAAUCCUGAUACACCUUUUGUAUCUUCAGAACAUUUUAUAAAGGAUGAUUUUGAAUUAAAUUAUAAAAUACAAUUGGUUGAUAGACCAACAAAGAAAAAGCUUAAAAAUUGUGGUAAGUCAAAAGAAAUAUUGAUUAUAUAA
Molecule: messenger RNA, 291 nt
Organism: Melanaphis sacchari
Lineage: Eukaryota; Metazoa; Arthropoda; Insecta; Hemiptera; Aphididae
Exons: 1
Coding region: 1-291 (96 amino acids)
Source: RefSeq, a predicted model, not a curated record